AUAUAAACCUCAGCUGGACUGCUGCUGGGUGGGAGGUGAGCAAUAACAAAAAUGGGGAAGAUUGUAUUCUUUGAGGAUAAGAAUUUCCAAGGUCGCUGCUAUGAGUGCAGGAGCGAUUGCCUUGAUCUACACUCCUACUUCAGCCGCUGCAACUCUAUCAGGGUGGAGAGUGGCUGCUGGGUGCUGUACGAGCGCCCCAACUACGGGGGCUACCAGUAUAUUCUGAACCCUGGAGAGUACCCUGACCACCAGCAGUGGAUGGGCUUCAAUGACAACAUCAGAUCAUGCCGCUCAAUUAAAAACGUCUAUGGAAAUUCCUGGAAGAUCCGAUUCUACGACAAACGGGAUUUCGGAGGCCAGAUGGCCGAGUGGAGCGAGGACUGCCCAUCUUUCACUGAUACCUUCAAGUUCCACGAGUUUCACUCCUGUGUGGUGAUGGAUGGUGCCUGGGCCCUGUAUGAGCAGCCCAGCUACCACGGUCGCCAGUACUUCCUGGAGCGCGGGGAGUACCAGAACUACUCUGACUGGGGUGCCAACUCCCCUGCUGUGGGGUCCUUCCGCAGGAUCACUGAGUUCUAGAGCCCGCUGCCACCCCCACCCCCCAAUCCUCCUCCUGCCCAGCAGAAGUGCAGCCCCCUUGGACACUGACCACUGAGUCCAUCAAUAAAAACUAUUGUCUGAUACA
Osmerus eperlanus (European smelt) is the source of this 685-nucleotide messenger RNA. Its product is annotated as gamma-crystallin M2-like. Bases 52 to 579 code for a protein of 175 amino acids. The record is from RefSeq and is a predicted model, not a curated record. The transcript is spliced from 3 exons. Gene Ontology annotation, molecular function: structural constituent of eye lens. NCBI's taxonomy places the organism in Eukaryota, Metazoa, Chordata, Actinopteri, Osmeriformes, Osmeridae. Gene Ontology annotation, biological process: visual perception; lens development in camera-type eye.